Messenger RNA from Leucoraja erinaceus (little skate), 3418 nucleotides. Its product is annotated as glycoprotein-N-acetylgalactosamine 3-beta-galactosyltransferase 1-like. The record is from RefSeq and is a predicted model, not a curated record. Bases 1165 to 2193 code for a protein of 342 amino acids. The transcript has 5 exons. Lineage: Eukaryota; Metazoa; Chordata; Chondrichthyes; Rajiformes; Rajidae. Gene Ontology annotation, molecular function: N-acetylgalactosaminide beta-1,3-galactosyltransferase activity. Gene Ontology annotation, cellular component: membrane.
UGCACCCACCACCCCCUCCUCUGUGGAACUAAAUUACACCAUUAUCAUACCUUAUCUUUGGUAAUUACUAUGUAACCUCUCAGCUUUCUGAAAAAAAUGCAGUGAUAAAAUCUGUGACAAUCGGAGCGUCACUGAGCACUCUGAUAAAUUUGAAUUGAUAAGAGAAAGUCAACAUGGAUUUGUAAUGGGCGGUUAAUGUGAUAGGGAGAAGAAUGUCUACAGAUGCAUUUUUUUUAUGAACAGGUGAUUAAUUAGGCAGAAGGUUGCAAUGAGAAGCAAUAUGUAUUUGUACUGGAGGGAAGUAUUUAAUGAUGACCCUAUACUGGACUGAAGCCUGUCAUUAACAAUAUAUGUCAGACCUGAUGUGAAGGAAGCAACUGCAGAUACUGGUUUAAUCCGAAGAUAGACACACAAAGGUGGAGAAACUCAGCGGGACAGGCAACAUCUCUGGGAAGAAGGAAUGGGUGAAGUUUCGGUCUGGUCUGAAGAAAGGUCUCGACCCGAAACGUCACCCAUUCCGGCUCCUGAGAGAUGCUGCCUGUCCCGGUGAUUUAUUCCAGCAUUGUGUGUCUAAAUUCAGUGCAAACCAGCAUCUGCAGUUCCUUCCUACACAUGUUCUAACGCUGUUCACCUUGGAGUGUAGGUAAGGUCGCCUUGUCUAGCGCACCUUCAUCUCAGGCUCCCGCCUCUGAGAGGAAAGAUAAGAAACUGCGUGACUACAUUUCCCGACAGCUGAGUGGAUGAGAUAAAAAUAAAUUAUCAGACAACACCAUCACGGGUAGUCGUUAAAUUCUCCGGGUGUUUCAGGCACCUCAAGCCCUCUGUGGUAGUUGAAACAAUCUCGGGGAACCAAGAGGGAAAUGAAGACAGCAGAAAAUGAUGAAACGAUGCAAUUAAUCAAACGAGCUGAAGCAGCGGCAUGGUCGGGAAAUACGUUCAUUUAUGUCAGGUGGUCGUGAAUCCAACCCUUUAAAUGAAACAAUGGACUCGCAUCCGAAGCAGCAAUGAAAUAAAGAAAAGCUUGUCACAGAGAAAAGAAUCAAAUAGCUGUUUGAAGAAGUCCAGGAAAAGAACGAGAGGUGAUUCGUCGAUCGAGAGGCCCAAAGAAAAGAAAGUCCGAGGGCGUGGAAGAAACAGCAAAUUAAGAUUAUUUUCAAGAACACAAUGGCAGUUUCAAGAUCCAUGAGGUCCCUUAUCAAAUACAUCAUUGGAAUUGCAGUCGGAAUUUUCACCAGCUCCUAUUUCAUUAACACGGCCAAAUUACAUAUUCAAGGCAGCACGCAAAAUGAUCAUAAUCGCUACAACUUCCAUCAUUACUGGCUUCAUGGAAAUGGAAUGAUGAAUUAUAGUUCAAAGAGAAAUCACUCGGCAUCAGAUGAUUUGUACAAGAAGGUGCGCAUCCUUUGUUGGGUGAUGACGGCACCUGCCAACCUGGAGACUAAAGCCAGGCACAUCAAAGCCACCUGGGGCAAGCGCUGUAACAUCUUGCUGUUCAUGAGCUCCGAAAGCAACCCGGACUUCCCUGCAAUUGGACUGGAAACCAAAGAGGGCAGAAAUCAGCUGUACCACAAAACCAUUAAAGCCUUCCACUAUGUGCACCAACAUCACAUUGACCAGGCCGAGUGGUUUCUGAAGGCCGACGAUGAUACCUAUGUCAUCGUUGAGAAUCUCAGGCUCCUGCUCUCCAAGUACAGCCCCGAUGAUGCUGUGUACAUGGGCAGGCACUUUAAGAUGUACCACAAACAGGGCUACAUGAGCGGAGGGGCGGGUUACAUUUUGAGCAGGGAAGCACUGAAAAGGUAUGUGACAGCCUUCAAAGAUGAGACCUGCCAUCAUACUUCCCAUGUGGAGGACGUGGCGCUGGGAAAAUGCAUGGAGACACUUGGAAUUGGACCAGGAGAUUCCAGAGAUAACCACCAACGAGAGACGUUUUUGCCCCUUUCACUGGAGAAUCUUUUGGUUCGAGGUCGGUAUGCCAAAAACUUCUGGCUCUGGAAGUUCAUCAAUUACACAUCUGGAGACGGGCCUGAGUGCUGCUCAGACUUGGCAAUUUCUUUUCACUACAUAAAUCCUGCAUUCAUGCACAUUCUGGAGUUCUACAUUUAUCAUCUACGUGCUGUGGGUUACAAGUACAGAAAAAUCACUGAUUUCCCAAACCCACCCAAAGUGGUGGAAGGGAAAAGCAACCAGUGACAAUAUAACAACGGCAAACUGCUCCGGACAAAUGUCCCGUUGAGUCUCAAGAAGGGCCCCAACCCGAAACAUCACCUAUCCGUGUUUCCAGAGAUGCUGCCUGACCCGCUGAGUUACUCCAGCACUUUGUGUCCUUUUUCCAGUUGAGAGAAUUGUAUCUUCUUUACAAAUAUCUUGUGAUAACAAUAGUUUGCAUUUACCUAAUGUCUGAUAUACAGUGAAACACUUCAUAGUACUACCUUAGACAUAUCGGAUUGACUUGUUAUUGUCACAUGUGCUGAGAUACUGAGGUGGGAAGCUUUUGCUUGCAAGCUAUCCUAUUAAAUCAGAUAAUGCUGUACAUGAGUACAUUCAUGCCAAAUACUAGUACUAUAGGUAGCGCGCAACGAGAAAAAUGCCAGGUGGAGGGGCAAGUAGUAUUAAGUAAAUAGAGCAUCAACAAAAGGACAAGUUGGGAGAGCGUGCAAAGAAGUGGCAAAUUGAUACAGCGUAGCAAAGUGUACGAUCAUGCACUUUGGAAUAAGCAAUAAAGGCGUAGACUAUUUUCUUAAUGGCAAGAGGAUUCAGAAAUCAGAGGUGCAAAGGGACUUGGGAAUGCUGGUGCAAGAUUCCCAAAAGAUUAAUUUGCGGGUUGAGUCAGUUGUAAGGAAGCCAAAUACAAUGUUAGCAUUCCUUUCAAGAGGUCUAGAAUAUAAAAGUAAAGGGCCUCCCACUUAGGCGAUUUUUUAGGUGACUGUCAUCGUCGUAGCAGGUCGCCGAUAAGCCCGCGACUGGAUACCCCCCCGCUACGACAAUGUCUACGACAAGCUACAACAACCUACCACCAAGUCGACAUCAAGCUACCGACAAUCGGCGACCCAUUAGGACGUCCGCCUACAAAACCUACGAUGACACAGGCGCCAACCUCCAACAACCGAAGUCAACCUACGUCCACCGGCGACAAGCUACAACCCUGUCGGCGACAACUGAACACAAUUCAGUCGGCGGUACCUGUCGCGGGUUGAUAUAUGUUGAUGUUGAUAGUCGCCAAUGGAAUUCACCGAAGUCAGCAUCUGCGACAACCUACGUCACCUGGCGACAACCUACAACAGUAGCUACGUCAGGAGAAGUCAAGCUACGCUCAUGGGCGUCAACCCACUGUCGCCUACUGUCACUGAAAAUUUUUGAACAUGUUGAAAAUCCAGCGGCGACCAGAAAGACGCUACGACUCUUUAGGGCCUGUUCC